AUGCAGAUUACAAAAACACAUGCCGUCAUGUUCGCCAGUCCAGGAAUGGGCCACAUCAUCCCGAUGAUCGAGCUCGGAAAACGCUUAGCUGUAUCUCACGGCUUCCACGUCACCAUCUUUCUCCUUGAAGCCGAAGCAGCCUCCGCUCAAUCUCAAUUCCUCAACUCACCAGGCUGCGACGCAAACCUCAUUGACGUCAUCGGACUCCCAACGCCGGACAUCUCCAGCUUAGUGGAACCAUCAAUCCAUUUUGGGAUCAAGAUCUUGAUCAUGAUGCGUGAGACCAUUCCAACCAUCCGAUCAAAGAUCAAGGAGAUGGAGCACAAACCAACGGCUCUGAUCGUAGACUUGUUCGGCUUGGACGCGUUAAAGCUCGGUGGUGAGUUCAACAUGUUGACUUACAUCUUCAUCGCCUCAAACGCGCGCUUUCUAGCGUUGAUUAUGUAUUUCCCAACGCUGGAGAAAGACGUCGAAGAAGAGCACAUAAUCAAGAAGAAACCCUUGGCUUUGCCUGGAUGUGAACCGGUCCGGUUUGAGGACACUCUUGAAACAUUCCUUGACCCCUCGGACGAGUUAUACCGGGUAUUUGUUCCUUACGGUUUAGUUUAUCCAACGGCUGAUGGCUUAAUUGUGAACACAUGGGAUGCUAUAGAGCCCAAGACUUUGAAAUCUUUUCAAGACCCAACGCUCUUGGGUCGGAUCGCUCGUAACCCGGUUUAUCCGGUUGGUCCUUUGACCAGACCGGUUGAUCCAUCGAAAACUAGUCAUCCGGUUUUGGAUUGGUUAAACAAACAACCGGUUGAGUCUGUACUUUACGUAUCAUUCGGAAGCGGCGGCUCUCUCUCGGCUAAACAGGUAACCGAAUUGGCUUGGGGGCUUGAGCUGAGUCAGCAACGGUUCGUUUGGGUGGUCAGACCGCCGGUAGACGGUUCAGCUUGCAGCGAGUAUUUCAAGGUUAACAGCGACGAACCACGAGACGGUACGCCGGAUUAUCUGCCGAAAGAGUUUGUUAGCAAGACUCAAGAAAGAGGUCUCGUGGUUUCUUCUUGGGCCCCGCAAGCUGAGAUCCUAGCCCACAAAGCCGUGAGUGGGUUUUUGACUCAUUGCGGUUGGAAUUCGAUCAUUGAGAGCGUUGUUAGCGGCGUUCCGAUGAUCGCUUGGCCGCUUUUCGCGGAGCAGAUGAUGAACGCGACGCUGCUCAACGAGGAGCUAGGAAUCGCGGUCAGGGCAGAGAAACUGCCGUCGGAAGAAGUGAUAUCGAGGGAGGAGAUCAAAGCGUUGGUGAGAAGGAUUAUGGUGGAGGAGGAAGGUUGCGAGAUGAGAGAGAAGGUGAAUAAGUUGAGGGAAACGGCGGAGAUGUCGUUAAGCUGCGACGGUGGUGGAUCAGGGCACGAGUCGCUGUCGAGAGUCGCCGACGAGUGCCGGCGUCUUUUGGAAAGAAUGACUUUUAUUUCAAAUAAUGGCAAAGAAGACGAGCCACUACGGAGACAAUGUCCACCUCCUAGCAAAUGCAUGGAUCUUUCAUCCUCCAUGUGUUCAAAAGUGUAA
Microthlaspi erraticum is the source of this 1548-nucleotide messenger RNA. NCBI's taxonomy places the organism in Eukaryota, Viridiplantae, Streptophyta, Magnoliopsida, Brassicales, Brassicaceae. The record is from the annotation of a GenBank genome assembly.